CCCACGGCCACAAGUCACUCCAUAGGCUGAUCACAUGACCCGGCGUGGAACGCUUUUCCAUCCGCCGCUUCCAAACAGCUGCCCAGCGCCCCAAGGGCAGAAAAAAAAGUUAGCAGUCCGUCAUCGCGACACCCGCAUCCCUCCCAAACACCCCUUAGAAACCGCUUUAUCGUGGUCGCACAGGCUAUUGACUGCCAAUUCGACAAGAUGGAGGACAUGCUGAAUUUGCCAAACGACGCCAGGUCAAAGGAGACAGUACGGCUGUGGCGCGCCUGGAGAACUGUUCACGAGAUGGUCGCCGACAGAGAAUACGAGCUCGCCGAAGACGAAGUCAACAUCUCCUUGGAUAGAUUCCGCAGCGAAUACUGCAACCCGGACGGUAGCGUCAACCGUGGAAAGCUUCAGUUCUCCGCCCGACCCAGCGAGUCCAUGCUUCGCAAGCACACUCCUCCCGCCACCGAAUCGAACCCCGAUCCCGUCCCUGACUGCGGCCCCAUCUGGGUUGAGUUUCUGGCCGACAAGCAGUUUGGUGUCGCCCAGAUUCGCCAAUUCGCCAAGUACACCAUCACAAACCACUACAAGACCGGUAUUAUGGUCACCCACGUGGCCCUUUCCCCGGCCGCUCGCAAAUCGCUUGCCAGCGUCGAGAACCUCGCCAAGAUCGAAUGCUUCCUCGAGGACGACCUUCUUGUCAACAUUACUCACCACGAGCUUGUGCCCCGUCACAUCCUUCUCUCCCGCGAGGAGAAGAUUGCGCUGCUGAAGCGCUACCGCCUCAAGGAGACCCAACUCCCCCGUAUCCUACAAAAAGAUCCAGUUGCAAGAUAUCUUGGCCUGAAGAGAGGGCAGAUCGUCAAGAUUAUUCGAGUUAGUGAAACGGCUGGUCGUUACGCCAGCUACCGCCUUUGCGUCUAAACGCAAUCCGGUGGCUUGGGAGGAAGCAUGGCUGGAAGGCAAAAGCAUGAUCAGAUCAAGUUUUGCAUUUUAAAGGGUGAACUUGUGUAAAAGGUUGGCGUUAUUUGGAGAAUUCUCUUGAAACUAAAGCGCGAUUUUCAUAACAAAAUCGAUAGUAUAUUGAACAAAUUUGCAUACAAGAACUUAAACUCAUACACCUGGGCCGUCUCAUCGUUUUCUUAUGACCAGAUUUUUGGGUACUCUGACGUGGUACAUGGAAAAUGUGAACAAUUGCAAUUAAGGCAUGUUUCUAGAAAUUUAUUUGCUGGCUAUCAACAAACUUGCUGGUUGGGUAUAUGUAGUCCAAUAGUCCAAAAUGUAAAACAGGGCCAGCCAUGGCUCAUAUGCGUCCAAAGGUAAACUCCACGCCUUGCUAAACAACAAUCCUGUUCCCGUGGUAUCUUAUGCGCCGUGUAAAAAAGGAAAAGAAAAAAGGAAAAGGAAAACUAUGCCGGAAUGUAAGUCCUGUUUAACCUCCCAAUAUAUGGCAUCUCAAUGCUGCACGUGUUUCAUUGCUUCAUGCAGCGUGAAUGUCUAACCGCUCGCAAAAGCGGGCCGGGGUUAUAUCCCCAAGCUGUUUAUAAGUUUUUUUUGGUCUUAUUUGGUUUUCGAGAACUCUUGAAGCUCUGUUUCAGGUUUGGUUUUAGCCCUCGAUGUGCGGGGGCCAAGAAGACCACCAAUAUCUUGUAAAAGGGCUGCGGAACCUCUUCGUAGACCAUUUGAAGCAGCUCUUAUUGCUGCGGGCGGUGAAGAGUUGGUUGAAUUGGGGUCAAGUGUUGAUGAUGUGACACUUCCGCGACGAUAGCUAGCGCUGCUUGUGCCAACUGGAUCGUCCAAAAGGCCACCGACAUCGAAGAAGGAGAGUUUUCUCUGAGCCGAGUUGGAUUCCAUCUUGGACAGCGAAUCAAACGGCCCUAUCGAGUCGUCGUUUGUCUGCGAGCUGCCUGGUGGUUGUUUUGGGGCGUUCCAUACCCCAUCUUCGUCCACUGUCUGUUUGAAAAUGGGUGCUGGAUAAUAGUUUCCUGGAGAAUCAUCUGAGGUCUUUUUGCGAAGCUCUGGUUCGACCAUCAACCCGACAUCGCGAACAAGAUCCUCAUCACUACCCCAGUGCUGGUGCAGCGUUGGUCGACGCGUGUUGCUGGCACCUCUAUCGAACGAGUCCGCGGCGGAGGAACGCUUGAAUUUCUGCUUCUUAACGCCUCUGUCUCUGACAAACGAUCCGAGAACCAGUGCAUUGGCUGCUGCUGUAGCAAAUAGAAGCUCAAUAGAGGCCAAAAGUGAUCGAUAUUGUUGCCUGCCCUGGUUUUCAAUAAUGUGAGGAACACGGUAAAGAGUGACAACGACAACUGCUAAACUCAGUGAAAAGAGCAGAACAAGCUGAACUUUUCUGGUGAGAGUCAUGCGACUUUUUAAAAUAAUAGGAAUCGGAAAGACGACUAGAAGAAUAUCGGUAAAGACAUUGCAGACAGCCAUGGUGAUGAGUUGGGUAUAGCCCUGCCGGCACUGGGGCCCAGGAUCUGGCAAUACCUGCCAAUAAUGAUGGAAUGUAUGACAUUCGACCAGGUCACUUAUAAUAACGGCAAUAAAUGUUGACACAAGGAUCCAUCGGAUGGCAACAAGCGUUGUUUGGUGUGCCUUUUCCCACGUCAGAUCCGUCAGUCUGCGCAGGAAUUCCAGUAUGGCGCCUUUGAGAGUCCAUAAACUAUAGGGUUCAGCUCGGUUAGCAAGACGCUUAUGGGCGCUAAAAGGGAACAUGCUUACGUCGCAGCAUAAAGUAUUCUGCUGACAAGCACCAAGCCACUAGCGACGGAUUUAUAGUGAAUCUCAUCAUCCGUAAGCAUAGUGCCGGUGAAGUCGCUGUUGUUAGUGCCGUUGAGCAGAAUGAAGUGCACACAGGCCAUUCGUAGCAGCAAAGGCACAAGAGCCAGUGCAGCGAUUUUAUCUUCGCGGAAAAGUCGUUCGGUUCGAAUAAAGCGGCCGGCCACGCGCAAAAAGAUCAUGACGGUGCAGAAGGAGGUGGCCCACCAGCAGACAAGCAGCGUUGGCUUGUCGUACUUGAAGGGCCGCAACGACGGGGGAUCUGAAUAAAGAGUCAUUUUGGUCGACCAAGAUGGAUAUACGCCACGCUCGUCGGCCUCUCGAGCGAGUUCGACGAGCGAGGGUAGGUGGCUUGUUGGCUCGCUGGAGUCGAAUCAAGAGACAAGCUGGGACCCAGCCCCAGGCCGUUGUCGGCAGCAAAAGAGUAUAUAGUCGCAGCUACAAUUUGCAGCACCGGUAUGCUGAUCGACUAUCGAAACAUUUCGGAGCUCGACUGGCGUGUUUUACUGUAUUGUUGGAGGACGAGAGCACUGCAAUCGUUAAACAGGCGUCGCAAGGCUGUGGCCGUAGGUAGCAGUAGUGAUGUCGCGGUUGGUCGGCGGCAGCGAGCAGUAUGUGUGUGUAUAUCGGGAAUGUCCGAGACGCGGUCUGCAGCAAAUGUCUGGCGUGUACGCUGUCUUUUAGAGGAUUCGACACCUUCGCAGUCGAGUAACUGAGGUUUCCGGGCAGAAGCAGAGUGAAUGAAGCAGACAAAGAGGCAGCUGGCAGAGGAGACAUGAGAAACGGG
[Torrubiella] hemipterigena is the source of this 3559-nucleotide messenger RNA. NCBI's taxonomy places the organism in Eukaryota, Fungi, Ascomycota, Sordariomycetes, Hypocreales, Clavicipitaceae. The record is from the annotation of a GenBank genome assembly.